AAUCAGUGAAUCAAUUAUGAAUGAAUGACGAUCAUGUUUAUUCUGUGUGUGUGCCCAAUGUUUUAAAAAUACCUUUUUGGUUUCUUGUUGAUCAACAAAUGUCUAUUCUGAUCUGAUUUGCACCGGUUAUUAAUAAUUAUCAUCAUAAUAAGUGUAUAAUGUAUUUAAAUCAAUAAUGAAUCGAACAUUAUUAAUGAAAACUAAUGAAAUAAGAAUAAUAACGAACGAAUCAAGAGAGGAUAACGAAUCAAUUGAACGAAUCAAUCGUCAUCGUCGUCGUCAAAGUGAUUGUGGUAAUGUGAAUGAUGAUAAUAAUGAUAAUGAUGAUUAUUCAACAUCACUUGGCAAUGAUAAUAGUUCCAUCAAUGAUAACCGCAACAACAACAAUGAUGAUGAUUCAAAUUCCAAUGAUUCCAAUGAUCAACAAAGAGUGAAAAUUCAUACAAAAAACAAUGAUAAUGAUGAUGAUAAUGAUUCACCAAAAACAAUUUGUUCAUCAUCACCGUAUUCGCCAACAUUAACAUCAACUUCAACAUCGAGAACACUAUUAUUUGGACAUUAUCAUCAACACCAACAACAACAACAACAACAAAUUCAUUCAUAUCAACAACAACAACAGAAUUUUAAUCAUCUUUAUCAACAACAACAACAAAAUCAUCGUGACAUGAUGAGAAACAAUAAUAAUCGACAACAACAACAGAAUAAUUGUUCGAAUUCAAAUUCCAAUUCGAACAAUAAUAAUAAUAAUACGUCAUCAAUGAAUGGAUCACAAUCACAUCAUGUUUCCGUUGCGAAACUAUCAAAUUAUCAUGAAUGUGCAGCGGCUGCAGCAGCAGCCGCUGCUGCUGCUGCUGCUUCACAUGUCCAUUAUCAAAAUAAUUCAACCAAUUUAUUCACUACAAAUGUAAGCAUGGCUGAUUUACAUGAUUUGACCAGUAGAACUGGAAUUGGUCAAACAACAUCAACCAUAACAGGCAGUAGUAGUGGUGGCGGUGGUGGUUCAAAUAAACCAACAACCAAUAACGAUAUGUAUCAUCAUCAUAUGAUGCAAACAACAAGACAACAUCAACCACCAUCACUACCGCAUCAUUCGCAUCAACAUCCAUCACAGCAUCCGCAUUCACAUCAUUUAACACAUCAAUCACAUACACCGGAUAUGCAUGAUUUUCUUACCGGAUCAACAAUUGCCGCUGCUGCUGGUGAUUGUCCUGUUAUGUCUACAGCAUUACCAGUUGCAUUAGGUUUAACAGCAAUGGCAGCCAAUAGCAAUAGUAAUGGCGGUGGUGGUGGAAAUAAUGAUUCAUCCGGUAGUGGGGGUAAUAAUAAUAAUAAUUCUGGUGGCAAUCAACAACAACAGCCAAUACAUUCACCACCACCAACAUCAUUAUAUUCAUCAUCAUCAUCAACACAUCAUCAUCAUCAUCAAGCCGCAAUGAACAUGAACGGUAUGAUAACCAGUCUUCAUCAUCAUCAUCAACAACAACAACAGCAGCAACAGCAACAAAAUCAAUUAUCAGCAUCAAUCAAUCAUUCAGCUGUUUCUAUACAAAAUCCAUUUCAUUCACAUCAUCAUCAUACGGCCAAUUCGUUUGUAUCAACAGCAGCGGCAGCUGUAGCAGCCGCAUCAUCACCGCAUCAUCCUCAUCAUCAUCUUAAUAAUCAUCUUAAUCAUCAUCAUAAUCAUAAUCAUCAUAAUCACCAUUCAACACAUCAAUCAUUAUCAGCUGCAGCAGUAGCUGUUAAUGCAGCAGCAGCAGCCGCAGCUGUAGCUGCUGCUAAUGCUGCUGAUCCAUCAACAUUGCUGUUAGAAUCGGCCGAUCCAAGAGAAUUGGAAAUAUUUGCCGAACGUUUUAAACAACGACGUAUUAAAUUAGGUGUAACUCAGGCUGAUGUUGGUAAAGCAUUAGCUAAUCUUAAAUUACCUGGUGUUGGAUCGUUAAGCCAAAGUACGAUCUGUCGCUUUGAAUCAUUAACCUUAUCACACAAUAAUAUGGUCGCAUUGAAACCAAUUCUACAGGCUUGGUUAGAAGCGGCUGAAGCUCAAGCACGUAAAAAUCGUAUUGCACGUGAAACAACAUUAGAUAUUUGCGUUCUACCAUCAUUGGAUAAAAAACGUAAACGAACAUCGAUAGCGGCACCGGAAAAACGUUCAUUGGAAGCAUAUUUUUCCGUACAACCAAGACCAUCGGGUGAAAAAAUUGCCGCAAUUGCCGAAAAAUUGGAUUUGAAAAAAAAUGUUGUUCGUGUUUGGUUUUGUAAUCAACGACAAAAACAAAAACGAAUGAAUCAACCGUCGGAUGACGAUUUUGUAAAUCAACAAACAAAAUUGAUAUCGUCAAAAUAUUCAUCAUCAAAACAUCCAACAUAUGUAAUAGUUAUGACCAUUUGUGGUGAACAAAGUUUUCAUCAAGGAAUAAUUUCAUUAAAAUCUAUAUUAAUUUUUCAUUCAAAUCAAAAUCAGCGACAACGACCAUUGCAUUUUAUCAUUAUGACCGAUCCAGAAAUGAUGAACGCCAUUAGCCAUGCGCUGGAUCAAAUGCACACCGAAUUAUCUUCGUCGUCACCUUCACCAUCAUCAACGAAGGAGAAUACAGAUAGAUAUUUUACAUACGAUUUAAAAAAAAUUGAAUAUCCAAAUAUGAAUACAAGCAAUAUUCAAAUAUGGAGAUCAUUAUUUAAACAAUGUGCAUCACAACGUUUAUUUUUACCGGCUAUUUUAAUCGAUUAUGAUUCAAUUAUUUAUCUAGAUACUGAUGUUCUUGUAUUUACACCGAUCACUCAAAUUUGGUCAUUUUUUAAUCAAAUGAAUCAAACACAAUUAGCUGCAGCAACAUAUGAAAGUGAAGAUUAUUCAAGUAAUUGGUAUUAUCGUUUUGCCCGGCAUCCAUAUUAUCCACCAUAUGGAUUAAAUUCUGGUGUUAUGCUUAUGAAUCUAACACGAAUGAGAAAAUUUGGUUGGACCGAACGUUUGCCGACAAUUUUAAAUGAAUAUCGUUCAAAAAUUGUAUGGGGUGAUCAAGAUAUAAUUAAUAUUAUUUUCAGUAAAAAUAUUGAUAAAAUUUUAGUAAUGGAUUGUUGCUGGAAUUAUCGACCAGAUCAUUGUGUUUAUAGUCAAACAUGUCGAUCAGCUAAACAAAAUGGUAUUCGAAUAUUACAUGGUAAUCGUGGUUCAUUUGUACAACCAGAUAAACAACCAAUAUUUAAAAAGAAAAUUUUACUUGUACUUAUCCUGAUUGAAUGGACAAUGAUUAGCUGUGAAGUUGUUAUCGAUCUUUAUACAAGCAGUAGCCAUAAGAAUCGGUCACAUCAUUCAAACAACAAUACGACAACAACCCCGACGGAAUUGGAAAAUAAUAAUAAUAACAGCAUUGAUUGGCAACAAAUUCAACAUUCAUUACAAUUAGCUAGUCUUUUUAUACAAACAAUGUUUGUUUUAGAAAUCAUUAUCAAAAUAAUGGUAUAUUGUUGUGGAUUUUUUCGUAAAAAACGUCAUAUUUUUGAUAUGUUUGUUAUUACAUCAUCAUGGAUAUUAUCAAUAAUAUUUAUGCAUUAUAAAUAUCUUCAUUAUACCGAGGCAAUUAGUUUGUUGCGUUUUUGGAAUCUUCUGCGUAUUAUUUAUGGUAAGAAUUAA
Molecule: messenger RNA, 3631 nt
Organism: Dermatophagoides pteronyssinus (European house dust mite)
Lineage: Eukaryota; Metazoa; Arthropoda; Arachnida; Sarcoptiformes; Pyroglyphidae
Biological process (GO): regulation of transcription by RNA polymerase II
Molecular function (GO): DNA-binding transcription factor activity, RNA polymerase II-specific; RNA polymerase II cis-regulatory region sequence-specific DNA binding
Source: RefSeq, a predicted model, not a curated record